AUGAGGGACAAAAAGGGAGCGGAGAACUAUGUAGUGGAUCAUUUGUCUAGGCUACCUUUUGAGAACAAGGAGGAUGUACCGAUCAAUGAUGAGAUAGGAUUCAAAGCUCUCAUGGCUUUGGUGUCAACUUCUACCCCUUGGUACGCGGAUAUAGCCAACUAUCUUGCGUACGAAGUCGUUCCCCCGGAGUAUUCUUCUCAACAAAAGAAGAAGUUUUUCAAGGAAGUGAGAAGGUACUUUUGGAAUGACCCAUACCUAUUCAAGCAAUGUGGAGAUGGCCUUUAUCGGAAGUGUAUUCUAGAUCAUGAAAUUCAAGGAGUUCUUGAGCAUUGCCACUCACUACCAUGUGGAGGACAUGGUGGUGUUUACAAAACAGUGGCAAAAAUCUCUCAAUCUUUAUUGCGGUCGCCGACAAUGCAUAGAGAUACCCACCAAUUCGUUGCGUUUGCAGUUCCAAGGGUGCUAAUUAGUGAUGGAGGCUCCCAUUUCGCCAAUAAGCAAUUUGAAGCUCUUCUCAAGAGGUAUGGCGUUCAUCACAAGGUUGGAUUACCUAACCACCCUCAAACUCAAGGACAAGUCGAGGUCUCAAAUCGUGAAAUCAAAAAUCUUCUUGAAAGGAUGGUGAACAAAUCAAGGAAAUAUUGGUCUCUCAAACUUGAUGACACAGUAUGGGCUCUUAGGACGGCGUACAAGACUCUAAUCGGCACGACCUCCCAUAGGUUGGAUUAUGGAAAGUCUUGUCACUUGUCGGUUAAGUUAGAAUACAAGGCUUGGUGGGCCAUCAAAGAGCUAAAUAUGGAUUUAUCGGUGGCCGGUGAGAAGAGAUUGCUUAAGCUCAAUGAACUUGAUGAGCUUAGAGAUGAUGCUUAUGAGAGCUCAUGGUUAUAUAAGGAGAAGGCCAAAAAGUGGCAUGACCACCAUAUUCGAAACAAGAACUUUAAGGUUGGAGACAAGGUAUUGCUUUUCAACUCAAGGCUUCUUUGUUUUCAGGUAAACUCAAAUCAAAAUGGUCAGGGCCUUUUGUGA
Molecule: messenger RNA, 1026 nt
Organism: Chenopodium quinoa (quinoa)
Lineage: Eukaryota; Viridiplantae; Streptophyta; Magnoliopsida; Caryophyllales; Amaranthaceae
Exons: 2
Coding region: 1-1026 (341 amino acids)
Biological process (GO): DNA integration
Molecular function (GO): nucleic acid binding
Source: RefSeq, a predicted model, not a curated record